Molecule: messenger RNA, 1470 nt
Organism: Caenorhabditis briggsae
Lineage: Eukaryota; Metazoa; Nematoda; Chromadorea; Rhabditida; Rhabditidae
Exons: 9
Coding region: 1-1470 (489 amino acids)
Biological process (GO): proteolysis; protein catabolic process
Cellular component (GO): mitochondrial matrix
Molecular function (GO): ATP hydrolysis activity; ATP binding
Source: RefSeq, a predicted model, not a curated record
AUGAUUCGCAUCGCAUCCUCUUCUUACUCACAGUUUGUUGCUUCGGCAAACCCAGCAAUUCAUACUUCUCGCUUCAUCUCAACUUCCGGAAUCGACUAUAAAAUCAAAAGAGGGAAAUCUGAUCGAAGAGUAAUUCAUGCUAAGAAAAUUUCCAAGAAAACGGAUUCUCUUCCUUUUGUUAUUGAAGAAGGCUUCAUUUCUGGAGCAACACUUAUUCAGAGCGCGUUGACCCAUCAGCCACCAAAUGGAUUGGCUAAAUUUGGAAGAGAUGGAGGAAGAAGUGAAAAAAUGCACAUUUUGUAUCCAAAAGAAAUCGUCGAACAUCUGAAUAAGUAUGUUGUCGGACAGGAGACAGCAAAAAAGUGUCUUGCUGUUGCUGUAUAUCAACACUACAGAAGAGUUGAAAACAAUUUGAGAGUUACGGAGCAAUGGAUGCUCUCUGAAGCCGUAGCUGCUGCUAAAGAACGGAAGAAAUUAAGGAAACAGAAUCCCGAAAUCGAGGAGGAAUAUCUUCCAGAAUACAUUGAAAAAUCACAACGUCAAGUUUUGAAGGAUCUGGAGAAACGUCAGGAUAUCCUUCUUGAAAAAUCAAACAUGAUUCUUCUCGGUGCAUCAGGAACUGGCAAGACAUACAUGACUCAAAAGUUGGCUGAAGUUCUAGAUGUUCCGAUUGUCAUUUGUGAUUGUACAACGCUGACACAAGCUGGAUACGUUGGAGAUGAUGUUGAUACAGUUGUUCAGAAGCUGUUAGCGGAAGCUAGAGGAGAUAUUGAGAGAUGUCAACGUGGAAUCGUCUUCUUGGAUGAAUUCGACAAAAUUUACACGUCUUCGGAUCCUCUUCACACUUCCGGAAAUCGAGAUGUAAGCGGAAAAGGAGUACAACAAGCAUUGUUAAAGCUUGUCGAAGGAAGUCUCGUAAAAGUGAGAGAUCCGCUGGCACCAAACUCAAAAGUUACAAUUGAUACUACUAACAUUCUAUUCAUAUCUUCUGGAGCAUUUUCAAAUAUUGAGCAUAUUGUUGCUAGACGAUUGGACAAAAGAAGUCUUGGUUUCUCUUCAUCUGCAUCUCCUCACGAAUACAAUGAUCAGCACACAACGGAAAAAUUGAUGGACUCUGAUGAAGAAAAUGUGUCAAAAGCAAGAGAUGAAAUGCUCGUGCAAUGUGAUCAAGGAGAUCUUAUUUCAUUUGGAAUGAUCCCUGAACUUGUUGGCCGUUUUCCAGUGAUUGUUCCGUUCCAUUGCCUCGAUAAAUCACACCUAAAGGCUGUGUUAACUGAGCCAAAAGGAAGCUUGGUUGCUCAAACGAAAAAGUUCUUUGAGAACGAGAACGUGAAACUAACAUUCUCUCCAGCUGCUAUCGAUAAGAUCGCUGAUAUGGCUGUCAAGAGAAAAACUGGAGCAAGAGCUUUAAAGAGCAUCGUUGAGAAAGCUGUGAUGAAUGCGAAGUACGAAUACCAGGAUCCGAUGUGA